AGCGCGAUAAGAUUACUCCUGGCAGGUCACGUUGCGUACGCGCGAAACAGCGCGUAACGUAACGACCGCGGCCACGACGACGGCGACGGCGACGCCUGGCCGCGCCGAGGAUGUACGUGGGCCACGCACAGCCCGGCGCGUUCUCUCGCACUUAGUUCCUCGUGUAGCAGCGCGCAGACACGCUGAUCCGCCGCGAGCGAGUGUUGUCACGACGGUGGUGGUGCGCGUGUCUUCCCACCGACGAUCCCCUGCGAAGAGAGCCCGCGAGGAUCCCACGUAGACAGCUGUACGCCGCAGACCGAGAGACCAUGGACGCGGAGCCGUCGGCGGCGACGUACUUGGGCCUGGAUCUGAGCACGCAGCAGCUGAAAGCGGUAGUGGUUGACUGUGAUCUCGCCGUGCUUCACGAGACCAGCGUGCAAUUCGACAACGAUCUGCCUGAAUUUAGAACUUAUGGAGGGGUCAUACAGAGCAAAGAGGAGCCUCAUGUCGUGGCGGUGCCUUCUUUGAUGUGGGUGAAGGCCUUAGAUAUGAUACUCGACAAAUUGCGCGUAUGCGGCGUCGAUUUCAGCAAAGUAGCGGCCAUUUCGGGAUGCGCACAGCAACACGGCACGGUUUAUUGGAGCAAAGGCAGCCGAGGUCGCUUGCAGCGUUUGGACCCCAUAAAAUUCUUGCACGAACAAUUCGCCACGUCAUUUUCCGUGACCCAUUCGCCCGUGUGGAUGGACUCCAGCACGUCCAAGGAAUGUAGCGUUUUGGAGGAGAUCGUGGGCGGCCCUCACAAAUUAGCGGAAAUAACGGGCUCACGGGCGUACGAAAGGUUCUCGGGGCCGCAGAUAGCGAAAAUAGCGCGCACCAAGCCGGAAACCUACUGCAACACUGAGAGGAUCUCGUUGGUGAGCAACUUCCUCGCCUCCUUGUUCCUGGGCGAUUACGCGCCGAUCGAUUGGUCGGACGGAUCGGGCAUGAAUCUGUUGAAUAUCCGCACAAAAGACUGGGACGAUAUGUUGUUGGAGACUUGCGCAUCGGGACUGAGGGAGAAACUGGGAAAGUCUGUCUCGUCAUGCAGCAACAUCGGCCCGAUAUCACCUUAUUUCGUGGAGAGAUUCGGUUUCAACGAGGAAUGUCGGAUAAUCAUGUUCACCGGCGACAACCCAAGUUCCUUGGUGGGUAUGAGGCUGAAACAAGGUGAUAUCGCUUGCAGUUUGGGCACGAGCGAUACCUUAUUCCUGUGGCUGAACGAGCCCAAGACCACAACGGAUGGUCACAUAUUGUGCAAUCCUGUGGACGAUCAAGCUUAUAUGGCGUUGCUUUGCUUCAAGAAUGGUUCUUUGACGCGCGAGAGAAUACGGAAUGAAACCGCGCAGGGCUGCUGGCGAAUAUUCGACGAACUGUUGGAGAGCACUCCGCGAGGGAACUUUGGAAACUUUGCUCUGUACUUCGAUACGCAGGAAAUCCUACCCUUCGUGAUUGGGGAUUACAGAUACAACAAGGCCAACGAUGAGAUUUCGCGAUACAGUUCGAAGGAAGUGGAAGUGAGAGCGCUGGUCGAAGGUCAAUUCGUCGCGAAGAGAGCGCACGCCGAGGACUUCGGAUUUGUCAUCGGACCUAACACGCGAAUAAUCGCAACGGGAGGCGCUUCCGUCAACAAGGCUAUAUUACAAGUUCUCGCUGACGUCUUUAAUUCACCGGUCUAUGUCUUGGAAGCAGCUAAUUCGGCUAUGAUGGGUGCAGCGUAUCGAGCAAAACAUGGUUUGUUGCGGGAUAAGUGCAAUUUUGACGAGAUUAUACGUUGCUUGCCGGAAUUGACUCUUGUGUGCCAGCCUUACGACGACGCUGAAUUUAUCUACAAACCUAUGACAACACGUUAUCGCAAAAUUAUGGAUCAGAUAUUGAAGAAGAGAAGCGAGCAGAAACAUAUGUAAAUUUUGUAAAUAAUAGGAAGAAAUAUUCUAAAGAAAGGCUUUUUACGUAAUAUUCCAGACGACAUAAUGUCCAAAAUCGGAACAUAAGAUAUCUUAAAGACGUUGUAAUCCCGGUCUGUAAUAGCAUUUUAAGCUUUAAGACCUGAGAAAUUUACUAAUUACAGUUGAUUAUUGUCCUCACAUUCGACUGUGGUCAAUUUCUUAAGGCUUAAAAUACCUUGGCUGCGUUCAGCAGAAAAAGUAACUCUUGUAAAAUUCGUGAAUUUGAUUAGUGUGUGCAUUUAAUUUUGGUUGAAUCUAAGAAUAUAUACCUAUCAGAUUCACGAAUUUUACAAGAGCUGUAAAGCUGCUUUUUCUGCUGAACAUAGUCCCUAUCGGGGACUUACUUAUAGACGACUUAAGCCCCAAUUUUAAACAUUAUGUUGUCCGGAGUUCCUUAAAGCGAAUAUAUAUCUAUUAAACGAUAGACUCGCUUCGCUCCUCGAUAGAUAUGUGAUGGAUUUUUCUAUGCAUGUUUUUAAAUUAUUUAGGAUAUUGAAAUUUAUGAUAUACUUUACUAACGCGUAUCUCCUACUCACGAAAGCAUUUUAUACGAGAAUCUCUCGUGCAUUUUGUACGAAUAUAUAUCUUCAUUUUAGCGCAUUAACUGAUAUCGUAAUAAUAUAUUAUCUCAUGCAUUUAUUUUUCUAAAGCCUUAAUAAAUUGACUAUUCCAAUGUAUAAUAAAAGUGAUCGUAGGUGAAGCAUUUGAAAUUAUUCGACAAUUAUACGGGCAAUUCGGUAAAAUUUAAUAAUCUGUUUUUUUUUGUUACACUGUUGAACUGGUGUGAUAAGUUCGAGUGAGACAAGUAUAUUUUCUUUCGCUCGAACUUAUUGCACCAGUUCAACAGUGCAGCUGAAGAGAACAGAAAAUCAUAAAAAUUAACGAUAUGCUUCACGCUUUAGAUGAUGAGCUCUAUCAUUGUACAAACGUCGCAGGAUUAAAAUAUACGCACUACGAAAGAAAAAUCGAGCUUAAAUUAUAACGAAUCAUAUUUAAUUUUAUAUAAUAUUUAUUAAUUUAUAUUAAAUUUACUUUGUUAUGUAUAAUUAUCCUAAAUGAUUACAUGCGGGUUUUUAAUAAAUGCUAUAUAUAUUUUAA
Dinoponera quadriceps is the source of this 3065-nucleotide messenger RNA. Its product is annotated as xylulose kinase. Gene Ontology annotation, cellular component: cytosol. Gene Ontology annotation, biological process: xylulose metabolic process; D-xylose metabolic process. The record is from RefSeq and is a predicted model, not a curated record. Gene Ontology annotation, molecular function: D-xylulokinase activity. Lineage: Eukaryota; Metazoa; Arthropoda; Insecta; Hymenoptera; Formicidae. The coding region runs from base 309 to 1925 and encodes 538 amino acids. The transcript is spliced from 12 exons.